Molecule: messenger RNA, 1220 nt
Organism: Pieris napi
Lineage: Eukaryota; Metazoa; Arthropoda; Insecta; Lepidoptera; Pieridae
Exons: 3
Coding region: 282-731 (149 amino acids)
Source: RefSeq, a predicted model, not a curated record
GUUUAAAGAAGUCUGUGAACUGUGAAGUGUAAACUAUUCAACUAAACCACCGCCCUUGUUCUUACUGGUUUUUUGUAACUUUAUAAACAAAAAUUAUACCGCGUUUUAAAUCUACUCGUCACUUUCCACUGAAUAUUUACAAAUCUAAAAAUUUGUAUCUAAUAUUUUUUUUAGUUGAGCGACCUUUUCGAGAGAACUUCCUUGUCGAUUAUUUGGUUGGAAAUUAAGUUACAACGAUUCGAUUUAUUAAGAUUAUUUGAUUUCAGUAAAAACCGCCUAAAAUGGUUAAUUUAAGUUUUAUAUUGAUGCUAACUCUUAUACAAUUGUAUAUCUAUGUUAGUACAGUGAACUCGUUAGAAUGUUACGUUUGCGAAAACCAAGAAGACAACUCCGAGAAAUGUGCUAAAACUAUUUUGACCUGUGAAUAUAAUCAAGAUGUUUGUUUGACUGAGAUCAAAUGGGGCAGUACACCCUAUUGGUCUCAAGGUGCUAAAAAGCAAUAUUAUGUAUCUAAGAGAUGUUCCAAUAAAACAGAAUGUGCCCUGACAAGACAGCGCUAUAUGCCUUUGUGUACUAACAUUUGGUAUCAAGACUGGGUAUGUUCAGAUUGUUGCCAAGGAGAUCGUUGUAAUUAUUAUAUUAUUAAUGAUGGUUCAAGUAAGAAACCCCUAAAUAUCACGGUACUUGUUGGAGCAGUUUUUACCAUUAUUUAUGGUAUCAGCAAAUAUUAGGAUAUCCAUUUUAGUGAGCAUUUCUUUUGCACAAUAUGAAAUUAUUGAUGUAUCAUAGCUAUAAUGAUAACUAAUUAGAAUAGUAAUGUCUUCACAAUGAUGAAUAUCACUUGCAUACUGAUGUAAUGCGGCAACAUAUGUGUGUGUAUGUGUAGGGUAAAGUUUGUGACCAACACAGUCAGUACUGUGCAUCUGAGUACUCUUGGUUGUACACCUGCUAGAGUUGUAGUUGAGCAAUACUUAAUUUUAAGUUUUUGUAAGCAAUUCCGUCCCAAUAUUUUUAGUAAUAAUGUUAUGUAUGCAUUUUAAUUUUAUUUUGCAUUUUAUUAAAUAAAUUAUUCAUAAGAUAAAAAGAGAUAACUUUAAGUUAGCCUUAGGUGUUGUGUUCUGAUUUUUUGCAAUAAGAUUAUUGUCUAAAUAACUAAAUGACUGUUACCUCCGUCCUUUUUUACAAUUGAUUUAAGAGCAAAAUAUAUUUUUUAAAUUCUU